Molecule: messenger RNA, 2287 nt
Organism: Patiria miniata (bat star)
Lineage: Eukaryota; Metazoa; Echinodermata; Asteroidea; Valvatida; Asterinidae
Product: phospholipase ABHD3-like
Exons: 9
Coding region: 36-1223 (395 amino acids)
Biological process (GO): medium-chain fatty acid biosynthetic process; medium-chain fatty acid catabolic process
Molecular function (GO): monoacylglycerol lipase activity; acetylesterase activity
Source: RefSeq, a predicted model, not a curated record
CCCUCUUGCAUCAUAGAGGGCGCCAUGCUUCCACCAUGUCUCUCAUCGCAAUACCUCAGAUUGUCCGGGAGAACACCUCAGCUUUCCUACUUCUAGGGGCGCUGGGGGCCUACGCUGCAUACUACUACAUGAAAGUUGUGCAGAAACCCCAAGUUUUCGGUAAAGAUGGCAAAUUCUUGCAGUUUGUCCAACGACACAUUCCAAUGUUGAGGGAGCCCUUCAUGCCGACCAUGUGGUGCUUCAGCUACCACCUGCAGACCAUCGGCCCAAUACUGAUGAAGUUCUUCAACUCCAUUCCGUACAGGAGUGAGAAGUUGCGGUUGGCUGACGGUGGCGAGGUUGUUCUUGACUGGGUGGAAAAUGACGACGAUGAACGAUACAGCAAUGAGACCAGACCGACAGUCCUACUACUACCAGGGUUAACAGGGUCCAGUCAAAGUCACUAUGCCAUUAAUAUGAUGAAAGCGGUCAAGAAACAUGGUUACCGUUCUGUCGUCUUCAACAACCGAGGUUUUGGAGGAGCUGAAAUAAAGACCCCGAGAACUUUCUGUGCCGCAAAUACGGAGGAUUUAGAGUUUGUCAUCCAGCACAUUCACAGCGUGAACCCUAACGCACCUGUGAUUGCUGUCGGAAUCUCUAUCGGAGGUAUCAUUUUGUUCAACUACCUGGCCAAGGUCGGUGAGAACACACCACUAGUUGCUGCCAUGACGGUCUCGGUCGCCUGGAACACAUUUGUGUCUACGGAAUCCCUGGAAAAACCUGUCAAUUCCAUCCUCUUCAACCGAUUCCUAGCCAAAGAACUGACCAAAGUUUUAGCCAGAAAUGUUCAGAUGUUCGAAGAGCACGUUGAUAUAGGUCAUGCCAUGCAGUCGCAAACUAUCAAGCAAUUUGACGAGCGAUUCACUGCUAAAAUGUUUGGUUACGAGACGGUGGACCACUACUAUGCCGACGCAUCGUUACACACCAAAGUUCUUCACAUUGGGAUUCCAACGCUGUGCCUGAGUGCGGGGGACGACCCAUUUGCACCCUUAGAAACAAUACCCACUGCCGAUGCCAAGGAACAGAGUAACAUCGCACUGGUGGUGACAUCACACGGCGGCCAUGUUGGAUUCACAGAGGGCUUCCUUCCGAGGGGAAACAGCUACAUGAUCCGGCUGUUUGAGCAGUUUGUAGACGGGUUCUUCCAGCACGGAAUGACGGAAGUGCUUUGUAAGACUGAAUAGCCGGAAAGGGGAGCUUUCGGCUCGAGAGUCUGACCCAAUUUUACGAAGCUGUAACGCAGAAUAUUUUGCUUUGCAAAUUGAUGUAUUUUAUUAGCACAGUGUGUGAUUUUGGUGUUUGGAGUAUUUAUGCACAUCGUACAGGGUUCCUAACCUUUAGGGCAAUAAAAAUCCAUGACUUUUUCAAGACCAAAUUAUUCAAAUCCAUGACCAGGACCAGAUUAUCAAUUAGGCACUGCGCUAGGGCCUACGAAAAGUUUGAGGGUUUACGAAAAUACCAGUGUGCCAUAACACAUACACACAUCCAAACAUGUUUGUUUAUGGUGUAAAUCGAGGAUUUUCUUUUGUUCCUCUUCCCUUUUCCUUUGUUUAUACUUUUAACUUUUGCGCAACAGGCUUUUAGAGCUACCAGUUUUGGCAUGCCUUGCUUAGUACAGCUAAGCUAAUAGCUUAGCAUCAACAUGAAAUGCGAGGUUUCAAACUUUUCCAAUUUUUUUUCUAGGCCACGAGAACCCUGUUUAUAGGUAAAAAUACGCACUUAGUUUUCUAUUGUUUUUAAUCAUUACGGGUGGAUGCUGUUUGUAAUUUUCAAACAAUUUUUUUUUUUUUUAUAAUUUAAGAGAGUUUUACCUAAAAGUUGUUAGGAUUUUGGAUUUUUACAACUGAUUUUCUUUGAAACAGGAGAAAAAAAGGAUUUUUUUUCAUAUUUUUGUAACAUGAUAAUUUUAUUUGCAAACACUAGGUUUACGGCAUAAUAAUAAUCAUGCGAAUUCAGGGCAUUUAAAAAACAAAAUCUUUUACAGUUAAUCUGUGACAAGUACCAUGAAAAUAGGGUCUCUAGUAAUGUUGUCUCAUCUAGUUCUAUAAGCUGUGAUAAUGUAACGUAACUGAUGUUUUUGGGACAUAAUUUGUGCCUAAUCCAUGCUAUGUGUACUAUAAGAUAUUUACUAAUAUAUUAAGAAGUUUACGUGUGAUUGUAUAAAAUUGGUUGUAUUUAAAACAACAAAGUGAAUUAUUUAAUAAUAAAUGGCAUUAUUAAAGUUAUUGUUACAAAGUCAAGCAAAGUG